Mauremys mutica (yellowpond turtle) is the source of this 2881-nucleotide messenger RNA. Its product is annotated as glutamate dehydrogenase, mitochondrial-like. Lineage: Eukaryota; Metazoa; Chordata; Testudines; Geoemydidae. The record is from RefSeq and is a predicted model, not a curated record. Gene Ontology annotation, biological process: L-glutamate catabolic process. Gene Ontology annotation, molecular function: L-glutamate dehydrogenase (NAD+) activity. The transcript has 12 exons. The coding region runs from base 69 to 1817 and encodes 582 amino acids. Gene Ontology annotation, cellular component: mitochondrion.
GGUGUCCGCGCCUCGCCCGCCCGCGUCCGUGUCCGGAGCAGGCUCCCCGGCCAGCCCGAGCCGCGGCCAUGCAGAGGGUGCUGGGGGCCGGGCCGCGGCGCUGGGAGGCGGCGGUGGCGGCGCCUCGGCGACGCGGGCGGGCCGGGCUCAGGCUCCUAGCGGAGGCGGGCCGGCGUAAGGCCGCGUUACUAUGGCAGCCAGUGAGAGGUGGCGGGGCUCCGCCAACCGGAAGUGACGCGCCGGAAGGCGGAAGUGGCGGGAAAGUCGGGUGCGCUCUCGGCUGGCGCAGGGGGAAGCACGUGGCGGCCGCGGCCGAGGCCGGACUCGACGCGCCCGGCCUCCUGCCCAUGGUGGAGACGUUCUGCGCGCGGGCGAUGCGCGUGGCCGAGGCUGACCUGGUGCAGCAGCUCCGCAGCGUGCGGCCCGCGAAGGAGAAGCGGCAGUGGGUGCACGGCAUCCUGGAAACCAUCCAGCGCUGCAGCCACGUCCUGGAGGUGUCCAUCCCCGUAAAGCGGGACAGCGGCCACUGGGAGGUGAUCGAGGGCUGGCGGGCCCAGCACAGCCAGCACCUCCUGCCCUGCAAAGGGGGGGUUCGGUUUUGUGAGUCACUUGGCAUUGAUGACGUAAAAGCCCUGGCAGCCUUAAUGACAUACAAAUGUGCGGUGGUGGAUGUUCCCUUUGGUGGUGCCAUGGCUGGCGUGAAGAUUGAUCCAAAGAAGUAUUCAGAAGGUGAGCUGGAGAAAAUAACACGGCAGUUUACGGUUGAAAUGGCGAAGAAGGGAUUUAUAGGGCCUGGAACGGACGUUGCUGCUCCUGACAUAAACACAGGGGAAAGGGAGAUGUCCUGGAUUGCUGAUACCUACUCCCGCACUCUCGGCUACAAGGAUAUCAAUGCCCAUGCCUGUGUGACGGGGAAGCCGAUUAGUCAGGGAGGAAUCCAUGGGCGAGUCCCUGCCACAGGCCGUGGUCUGUUGCAUGGGAUUGAGAACUACAUCAACAACACCCUCUAUAUGAACCUCAUUGGCCUGAGCCCUGGUUUCCCUGGCAAGACCUUUGUGUUGCAGGGCUUCGGCAACACGGGCCUGCACACCAUGAGGUACCUGCACCGCUACGGAGCAUGCUGUGUGUGUGUUGGGGAGGUGGAUGGUGCUAUUUACAAUUCCAGUGGGAUCCAUCCCAAGGAACUACAAGAUUAUAAGAUGGAACACGGCACCAUUGUUGGCUUUCCAAAAGCAGAGCCUUACGAAGGCAGCGUCCUUGAAGUACCUUGUGACAUCCUCAUCCCAGCUGCUAUCGAGAAGCAGCUGACGAAGGAGAACGCGCAUCGGGUCCAAGCCAAGAUUAUCGCCGAAGCAGCCAACGGCCCCACAACACCAGCGGCCCAUGAGAUCUUCCUGCAGAGAAAUAUCCUCGUCAUCCCGGACCUGUAUGUGAAUGCGGGCGGCGUGACCGUUUCCUUCUUCGAGUGGCUGAAGAACCUGAACCACGUGAGCUACGGCCGCCUGACCUUCAAGUACGAGCGUGACUCCAACUACCACCUGCUGAUGUCUGUCCAGCAGAGCCUGGAGCGGACCCUUGGGAAGGGCAGCGGGGAGAUCCCCAUCAUCCCCUCCCCGGAGUUCCAGGCCAGGGUGGCAGGGGCCUCAGAGAAGGAUAUCGUGCACUCGGGGCUGGCGUACACCAUGGACCGCUCGGCCCAGCAAAUUAUGAACAUCGCCACGAGGUACAACCUGGGCUUGGACCAGAGAACCGCUGCCUACCUGUGCGCCAUCGAGAAGGUGUUCAGGGUGUACAAUGAAGCUGGGUUCGCAUACUGACGUGAGCUGUCCCCUGGCCUCGGCCCUGCCUCUCUCCCUCCCUCCCCAGGCUAAGGGCACAGCCGCCUGCCCACGCCUGAAACGCUCCCGCAAAGAGACUCUCCGGGGAGAAGGAGAAGUGCCCCCCCCCCGGCUCCGCCUGCUGGAGAGUGGUGUGGGCACAUGAGCAGCACGCUCCAGCUUGUGCAGCCUCGCGUGACCGGGCCUCUGCCUCUACGGCAGAAGGGUAGAUCGAGGCUGCCCCACGGCACUGACAGCAGCGUGUUUUCAGCUGGGCCUCUGGCAUCUCCCCGCUGGCGGGUGUCCUAGCGAUGUGACGUCUCCAGGAACGGUGAAGGGAUGGAGAAAACAGGUUGAGGGGUUUGGGUGUGUGGGGUUUUUUUAUGGAAAUUUGGGGAAAAAUUGAAGUAUCUGCCAUAGUUACUUGUUUGUCAAAACUAAACUUUGUUUGCUCUUUAAGAACGAGUAAUGUGUGGUGUAGAAUGGAGGUGGCCCACAGCGUUGCUUGGUAGAUUUAGGAAAUACGUAUAAAUUCUUUGGGUUUGAUGGAGUAAUGAUGUCACGUACGGCUUGUGUUCGGGAGGGAGCUGCAGCUGCACACUUGAGCGGAUUUGUUUUUGCCCAGUGGCAAAUGGGAAAAAAAUUGGAGAUGUUGAAAAUAGAAAACCUCACUAUUGGUGUCAACAACGGGGAAGGUUACAGCCUGUGGGCUAAACACUGGUAUGGAAAUAGACCCGACCUGCCGUCAUCCUGCAGCCUCAGAAGAAAGUUGUGGUUCUGGAGAAGGAACAUCCCCAUAACCCAGCUACCAGCGCACAGGAGUAAGGAGCAGCAGGCACUUGGAGGACAGCGGCACACCAGCCUCUUUAACAGUGCAUGGUCCGCCCUGCGUGCCCUGGUUCUAGGCAGACCUCGCCACCGUACAGACCAGUAUAACUUUGCCGUUACUAAAGUGCUCUUGGAAGUGCUGGCGUAGCUCAGGUUUCGCCGUCUUUCCUCCCUCUUUCAUGGCUCCUCUGGAGAGAACAAGUUUCUUUUCACUUUUCCCCCAAAUUUCCAGUGUU